Messenger RNA from Panicum virgatum (switchgrass), 1637 nucleotides. RefSeq lists its product as uncharacterized. Lineage: Eukaryota; Viridiplantae; Streptophyta; Magnoliopsida; Poales; Poaceae. The coding region runs from base 483 to 1448 and encodes 321 amino acids. Gene Ontology annotation, cellular component: membrane. The record is from RefSeq and is a predicted model, not a curated record. The transcript has a single exon.
GCAUCAGCUACUCCUCAAUGGAACAGAAAAAGAAGAAAGAAAAAAAAAUAGGCUCCCUGUACUAGCUGAAGACAACGGGGUUGUGUCGCCUGCUACCGGAAUCGGCGGCCGGUUUGGCCACUUGUUCGCGUCAGUUGCCGGAGGGAGAAGCUAGUUUGAUCAACGCGUCCGCCUCUGUAUCUGGUGAGGCCAAGCACCAGCUCUCGUGCUCCUUGUUCCUCAGUGAGCAUGGGGAGCUCUGAUGAAACCAAACCGGGCUGCGUGCGCUGACACAAAUCGUCCAGGGCCAUUGACACCCAUGGCCUCCUAAAAAAAGCAAGCUCAAUUCCCUCCUCUGCCCGGCUUGGCCGCCACCUCCUCUCCUCUCCAACCACCACCACUCGAUUCCUCGCCGUCGGGAUGGCGGCUUCCUGCCGCCGCCGUCGUCACACGCCGCCGCGGAGCUAGCCGUCGAGGAAGACGAGGCGCGCUGGGGGGCGUCGAUGGCCAGGGCGUCCUUGUUGCCGUCGGUGAUUGUGCACGUCGUCGUCGUCACUGCGUUCUUCUUGCGUCCCUGCGCUGCCCAGAGCCGCGCCGCGAACAUCUCGGCCGUCGAGGCCGCCGUCCGGGACCGCGCGUUCCAGCUGCUCCGCGGCGCGGGACAGCUCGUGGACGUGCCCCUCCCGGCGAACCUCUCCGGCGCGGGCGUCCAGGCCUCGGCGCUGCGCGUGCGCAGCAACGCGCUCUGGGCCGACGGCGCCAGCGCCGCCGCCGGCUCGUCCGGGGUCGCGUUCGCCAUCCCGCCGCGCGUCGUCCCGGCCCCGUUCGCGCGCCGCGUCGCCAUCGUCUUCGAGCGCUUCGCCGGCGACGGUGGCGCCACGGCCGGAGCGGCGCUCUUCGCCGCGCCGCGCGGGUACGCGCUGGCCGCGCCCGUGGUCGGCAUCCUCGCGUACGACGCGUCGGCGGGCCACGACGCCCGGGUCUCGCUCCGGGCGCUCGGCGCGCCGGUGCGCGUCGAGUUCAAGAACCUGUCUACAGCGGCGGCGGCGGCGAAGGAGUUCAACGCCAGCACCGCGCGGUGUGUGAUGUUCGCGGCCAGCGGGGAGGUCGCCGCCACGCACGCCGUGGCGUCGGGCCCGGCGUGCGCGGUGACCGGCACGGGCCACUUCGGCAUUGCGGUGCGGGUGCCUGAGACGCCGCCGCCGGCAGCCUCGGCCUCGAUGGUGAGGGCGAGGUGGUGGGCGUGGACGGUGGGCGUCGGCGCCGGCGGCGUGCUGGGAGCCAGCGUCUUGGGGCUCGCCGUGGCCGGCGCGGUGAGCUGGAGCAGGAGGCGCCGGAGGGAGGAGAUGGAGCGGCGGGCAAUGGCCGGGGAGGAGCUGGGGAGGAUGACGGUGCGUGGGAGCACGAUGCCGUCCGCGAAGGUGAUGAGGACGCGGCCGGAGAUGGUGGAGAGCCCGUCGUGGCGGUAGGCGUACCUGAGCUCGUGAUCGUGCAAGAUCUUGUAACGUUCUGCUUCGUGUUUAGGUGUGUUUUUCAGCAGCACUACAGCGUGAGAUACUUGUAUAGCACAAUGUACUUCAUCCCAACUUGGCAACUUCCAUUCUGAUUGAAAUAGGGAUUUUGGAGUAAGAGAUUCUUCGGUACACCGCAAUACUUCA